AUGGCCGGUGGUGCAGUUGUCGCUGGAGGCAGUGGUGGUAACCCCCUCCGAAACGGUUUCAUCAAACGAGAGUAUCUCCUCGCUUUCUCCCUUGUUACUUCCCUCUUCUUCUUGUGGGGUUUCGCCUACGGUCUUCUUGAUGUGCUCAACAAGCAUUUCCAAAAUGUCUUGGGUAUCACCAAGCUUCAAUCUACUGGUCUUCAAGUCGCUUACUUUGGUAUUGGUUACUUUGCUUACUCCCCUGUCGCCGGUGAAGUUUUGAAGAGACGUGGUUACAAAUUUACCAUCAUCAUGGGUCUUUCUCUCUACUCUUUGGGAUCCAUUCUUUUCUGGCCAGUCGCCAAAUACUCUGUUAACACCACGAAGCCUCAUGCUAUCUUUGGUGGUUUCGUCAUUUGUACCGCUGUUAUCGCUUGCGGUCUUGCGACUCUCGAAGUUGCUGCCAACUCUUACGUGUCAGUCAUGCCCCCUCACAACGUUGCCAACUUCCGAUUACAAUUCUCUCAAUCAUUCAACGGCGUCGCCUCAUUUACCGGACCUCUUAUCGCGUCCAAGUACUUCUUCUCAGAAGAGAAUAAGAACGACCUCACCAAUGUCCAAUGGGUAUAUCUCGCUGUUUCCGGUAUGGGUGUAGCUGUCGCAAUCGCUUUCUUCUUUACCAAACUUCCAGAAGUAUCUGAAGAAGCUCUUCAAGCUGAGGCUGAAGCUCUUGCCGAAGCCCACGGUGCCGAUACUCAAGCCUCUUUACCAUUCUACAAACAAUACCGAGCCAUCUCUGGGUUUGUAGCUCAAUUCCUCUACGUUGGUGCUCAGGUCACCAUCGGUUCUUUCUUCCUCUUCUACACCGCCGAGAAUGCCCAAAUUGCCGAUGCUCGAGGAUCCCAACUACUCUCAUACGCCUUGAUCAUCUUCACCGUCGGUCGAUUCGUUGGAACUGCCCUUCUCGCCGUUGUCUCCGCUCCUGUUCUCCUUGCCAUCUACUCCUGCAUGUGUGUCUUAUUAUCCAUCUUGAUCGGAUCACUUCACGGAAUGAGCGGUGUCAUCUGCUUGAUGUUGAUCAUGUUCUUCGAAUCCAUCAUGUACCCCUGUAUCUUCGUCUUGGGUACCUCAGGUCUUGGUCGACACACUCGAAGAGCCGCUGCCUUGCUUGUCAUGGGUGUCAGUGGUGGUGCCGUUUUCCCUCCUAUUCAAGGUGCUCUUGCCGAUAAAUUCACGACUCGAACCUCAUACUACCUCGUCGUUCCCUGUUUCGUAUACAUUGCUGGCUGGGCUGUCUACAUCUGGAACCAAGAUGGCCGACGAUUCACUGUACCCUCCACCAGCGAUGUUGAACGAGAAGUCAUGGCUGCUUCAGGUGGUGUUAUUCCCCCAGCUGUGGUUGGCGGUCUUGGUUACGCACCCAAAACAGAGGACGAGAGAUACGAGAACACAGAAAAGGAUCAAUAUGACCAAGUUGAAAAGGUCUAA
Molecule: messenger RNA, 1467 nt
Organism: Kwoniella shivajii
Lineage: Eukaryota; Fungi; Basidiomycota; Tremellomycetes; Tremellales; Cryptococcaceae
Exons: 5
Coding region: 1-1467 (488 amino acids)
Biological process (GO): transmembrane transport
Molecular function (GO): transmembrane transporter activity
Source: RefSeq, a predicted model, not a curated record